UCAAGUGUUUGGGACUUUGCCUUUUUUUAGUGUGUAUGCUUUUUUUUUCUUUAAAAAGAAACAAGUCAAGGAAACGGAGACAGCUGCCUUCAAUACCUGGAUUCUUGGAAUAAGUGACAUCUUCUUUAGACUUCAAAAGAUGGCGCACACUGAGGAAAUGCGAUGGGGGAACCAAACCACCGUAACCAAAUUCAUCCUUGUGGGGUUCUCAAAUCUCCCACACCUGCAAGGCCUACUGUUCUCUGCGGUUCUGUUCCUGUACUUAGUGACAGUGACUGGGAACAUCCUCAUCAUCCUCAUCGUCACAGAGGACUCUGCCCUCCACUCCCCCAUGUACUUCUUCCUCAAAAACUUAUCCUUCUUUGAGAUCUGCUUUACCUUAGUCACAGUGCCCAAGAUGCUGGUCAACCUCCUGGCUGACGACAAGAGCAUCUCGUUUUUUGGAUGCGCGCUCCAGAUGUUCUUCUUCUUCUUCUUUUGCUGUUCGGAGUGCUUUCUCCUGGCAGCCAUGUCCUAUGACCGCUACGUGGCCAUUUGCAACCCACUGUGCUACACCACUGUCAUGAAUCAGCAGGUCUGUUGGAGGAUGGUGGGAGGGGUUUGUAUGCUUGGAAUCCCUGUUGCCCUGCUUCAAGCAGCUUGGCUUUUUAACUUGCCUUUCUGUGGUCCCAAUGUGGUCAACCAUUUCUUUUGUGAUGUACCACCAGUUCUGAAACUGGUUUGUGCUGACACCUCUCUUUACGAGAUGCAGGCCAUGGCUUCCACCCUUCUGUUCCUCAUACUCCCAUUCAUGCUAAUCCUGAUCUCCUACAUCCGCAUCACCAUUACUAUUCUGAAGAUGAAGUCAGCUGAGGGCAAGCGCAAAGCCUUCUCCACUUGUUCCUCGCACCUCAUUGUGGUGACAUUGUUCUACGGGAGUGGCAGCCUGAUGUAUCUACGGCCCAAGUCCAAAUACUCACCGGAUGUAAAGAAGUUCCUGUCUUUGUUCUAUACAGUCAUCACACCCAUGCUGAACCCCAUCAUCUAUAGCCUGAGGAAUAAUGAGGUGAAGUUAGCUCUGAGGAGGAUGCUGGAGCGGAAGGUAUUCUCAUGGAAACGGUAAAUGAGAUUUGUAGGAUGUUUUUGCAAAAUGGUGACUUCUCCAUGAUCCUGAAAACUUUCUUAUGAGGAGAAACUCCUGCAGACAUCCAUACAAAGGGAUAUUGUAUUCUCGAAGACUGAUCUAAUAAAGGGGCUAUUUGAAGGAUUAUUUUCAAAUGAUGAUGUACUUUGAAUAGAAUUCAGUAUAUCUGCUUGCAGUCAUGGGUCCUCUGCAGGUUUACCAUUUUAUUUUGGGAAUGUCAUGUAGGCUGCUAUUUGCAAAGAACCUAAAUAGUUUAGGUCCUGAAAUCCCACAGGUUUUCAAUUGAGCAGUGUAUUUUGUUUCCUCUGGCUUCUUGAAUAUCUGUGGCUAGAAAUUCAUGUUGAUGAAAUACAUGGAUAAGCUCUGCCAUGACACAGCAUGUCAUGGUCCAACUUCUUCCUUUUGCAUAACGCGUGUUACUUCUUGGCUCACUCUGGAGGGUGUGGCACAAGGGGUAAUGUGAUCUCCCCAGUUUCUCUGCUCAGUCAGAUCUGUCUCCAGGACUGUUUGGGUACUUAAAAGCCCUUCCCCACUCAGCCAGACCUGAAUCUACAUGAUCAGAGGAUGGGUCUGGAUGAGUGGCAAACCCUGACUUCCCUGCUUUCAGAGGGGCACCCCAAGGUUCCUCAGGGUGUCUCUUUGUAAGUGAGGAAAGCAUAAAGGUGCUCCAGGGUUUGGGGGGGGGACUAACUGGAGGGGUAGGAUAGAGCAGGUAGCCCAGGCUGCUUGUACUCUUCCGCCACAGAGAAAAUAGACAUAUGUUGCAAUAAAGGAGCAGAGUUUAUUACUACCUUUUGUUACAUCACUUAUUUUUCUUUCACAUGAGACAGCAGAGAUUAUCAACAUGCAUUUGAUCAAGAUCUGUGCCACUGUUAAUUUUUUUUUUUUUAGUUUGAAGAUGAAAAUAGUAUAUAAUUUCAGUUAUCAUAACUUUUUGGAAUAUAUUUUCUAACUUUUUCCCUUGAAAAAUACUGUUUUUAGUUGAACAUUUAUGUAUGCUUUCACUUUAAAAUAAUAAGAGAGCUCAUAUUUUAAACCCCAAUUGGAGAGUUGUGAGGUCUGUAAAUAUGACAUUAAAAUAUAAGGAAAGGGAAUACUUUAUAUUACAGUCUCUUUUUAUUUCUCUUCAAAACCCCAAUUAUUUCCAAACUCUGCUUGUUUUUAUUCAUUCUUACUAGUUUUGUAGAAUUAAGAGCUGUGUUAUAGGGGCAUAUUUUCAAUACUAAGCUAAUCUAAAAAAAAUAAAAUAAAAUAAACCCUUUGGACUAAACCUUUUUUUUUUUUUAUCAAAAUGAAAAUAUUUCAAAUAAAUGUGUUUUGUUUUGUUUUUUAAUUUGGUGGGAGAAAAUAUAUUUAACUUCCGUGCUAUUGGUUGAGCUAACAAGUCUUCCCUGACAUUAGAUUUUUAAAAAUAUAAACAUAAAUUAACAAUUCAAAAAUCCUGUCCAUUCAUUUUACUCUGCCGUCCUCAGCUUCAGGCUAUCGAGUACUUUCUAUUCGGGGGUGGGAAGCACAGAAGUUCUUCAAAAAAUGGUUCCAUGGAGGAAAAGAAUUCACUACACAUCCAAGGCUUAAAUAUAGGGCACCCAACCACUUCUCUGAAAUGGGCAUUUGCCAGUUAAAAUGAAAGAAGAAGAAAGGAAAAAGAAGAUAUAGUAAGAAGAAUGGAGACCCUAGCUGCAGAGGAAGUGUGUCUAAAUGUAAAUGGAGGGAUUUAUGUAAUAUCUGUUUUGAAACCUUAGGCAUUACCUAAAUAAAAGUGUAAAAAUGUUACUCUAAGGCGUAGUACUUUGGAGGAAGAGAUUAUCAAUAAAUCCCUGCUUCAACUUGC
Messenger RNA from Alligator mississippiensis (American alligator), 2954 nucleotides. Its product is annotated as olfactory receptor 10A7-like. Bases 140 to 1102 code for a protein of 320 amino acids. The record is from RefSeq and is a predicted model, not a curated record. The transcript has 2 exons. Gene Ontology annotation, molecular function: olfactory receptor activity; G protein-coupled receptor activity. Gene Ontology annotation, biological process: G protein-coupled receptor signaling pathway. NCBI's taxonomy places the organism in Eukaryota, Metazoa, Chordata, Crocodylia, Alligatoridae. Gene Ontology annotation, cellular component: membrane.